AAGAAUGAGAAAUCAAAAGACUAGACCAUUUAAAGAUCAGUUUUUUUCUUUAUAAGAAGAGGGACGGUACGUCGAUUGAAAGCUAAAGUUCAGAUCAAUCAGUUCUUUUGAAGAAUCCCAAAUUUGCUGAAAAUGGCCGAAGGAGAUCAUAGGCAUGAAGAGUACUAUGUGAAUGCAAUUGUGUUUGAUGAUGAAGAGCUGAACAACAUGAGUGAACUCGAGAGAGGACCAGAUUUCAUUGAGGUCAAAUGCGGAUACACUAAUAAAAAGUACGGUGAUUUCGUCGGAAAGCUUAGGAUUUCUGUCUCUGGUCAUUUUGUGAUCGAUUGCAAGUGCUACCCCGAAUGCUCGAAAGCAACUUUAACUCCUGAUAAUUUCCUGAAACAUUGCGGGAAAUUAGGGACGAGAAACUGGAAACGUAACAUUUGGAUCAUUGUUAACGACGAGAAGGUUUCUCUCCGUAAGACCGUUCUGCUCAAUUACUACAGAAAUGCAUCAAAUAUCAGUACUGGCCCAAAAAACUCCAAACGGGAACGAAAAUUUCAUCGCGAUGAAUUUAUAAAAUGUUCAACAUGUAGUAAGGAGCGCAGAUUUCGUCAACGAAAUCGUGAGGAACGUAGGAUAUACCAUGAUGCAUUGGCCAAUGAGAGGUGGAGAUGUGCUGAUCGGCCUUAUGAUAAGAUAACCUGCGCUGAUGAAGAAGAGAGGGUAUGCCGUAAAAUCUGCAGGGGCUGUCCUCGUUCUGCGACAUGCUCGGGCUGCCCCUCUUGUGUUUGUUUCGGCUGCCUCAAGUGCCGCUUUUUAGACUGCGAAUGCCGCACUUGUGUUGACUUCAUACAGAAUGCAGAACCUUAAUAAUUAGGUCUGGUCCCCAGAGUCAUCGAUUCUUCUUCGCUUAGUUUUUUUGAUCAAGUUCAAAAGAACGAAUGUUUUAGUUCUUGAAAGUCCUUCAGUUUUGUUUUCGUCUUGAAGAAAUAAUAAUUAUUGUGUAGUUUACAAAAUAUAAUCUGUCUGUUCAAAUUGUUGCGUCAAUUAAUGGCUUGGAACUUCAAUGAAAGCAUUCUUCAUGCUUACAAAUUAGCUG
Molecule: messenger RNA, 1084 nt
Organism: Carya illinoinensis
Lineage: Eukaryota; Viridiplantae; Streptophyta; Magnoliopsida; Fagales; Juglandaceae
Product: protein ULTRAPETALA 2-like
Exons: 4
Coding region: 133-855 (240 amino acids)
Cellular component (GO): cytosol; nucleus
Source: RefSeq, a predicted model, not a curated record